Messenger RNA from Porites evermanni, 972 nucleotides. The record is from the annotation of a GenBank genome assembly. NCBI's taxonomy places the organism in Eukaryota, Metazoa, Cnidaria, Anthozoa, Scleractinia, Poritidae.
AUGGCGGCCGUCGUUGGUCAUUUCAACCUCUGGAACAUUACAAGCGAGCAGGCUUUACAAGAUGCAUGGCUGCGCCUAGAAAAUGUAAAACCUCUCUCAGCUACCAGUUCUGUUCUCUCGAUAGUCAUGGCGCCUAUAAUAAUGCUUGGCAAUGUUCUUGUCUUGUUAGCAGUUUGGAAAGAUCCGCUUAAGAAACUUCGAUCAUCACCAUCAAACGUCAUUCUGGUGUCUAUGGCUCUCGCUGAUCUGUCCGUCGGCUUGGUGGUUUGUCCACUCACGGCAUAUUGGGGCUGGGUAAUAUUUGACAAAGGAACAUCGCCUUUUGAUCUCUCAGUUAUCUUCGCAAUCAACGCGUUUUCUGUGAAUGUCAGCUUUGGCCACAUGUUCCUGUUGACAGUAGAUAGACUUUUGGCCGUGGUCAAACCGCUCCAGUAUCGUGUUAUAAUUACAAAUAAACGAGCAGUCAUUGCAAGUUGUGUUUGCUGGAUCUAUUUUUUAGCAUUCGGAUGUUCAUUUCUGAUACUGAGGGAUUACUUGGCCUUAAUGGCAGCUGUCGACACCGUGCAACUUCUUUCCAUCCUUUUAAGCAUGCUCAUUAUGUACACUGUGAUCAUGUUUCGUUUCCACAGAUAUUCCAAAUCAAGGAUAAAUGAACCUAUUUAUUCCCAAAACAAUCUUACCUUCAUUCUAAAGAGAGAAAGAAGGCUCUUCAAAGCAAUCACCAUCGUCAUCUGUGCAUUUCUUAUUUGCUACAUGCCCGCGUUUAUAGUUCAGAUGUUGAUAUAUUUAUGCAAACCAUGCCACCCUCAUUUGGCCUUGCUUAUGAUAUUCUUUGGAUUUUCAACCUGUUUAACGUACGCAAACUCGGGCUUAAAUCCAAUUCUAUAUUCAUGGCGGCUUCCAAAAUACAGAGAAACAUUUAAGUACCUUUUGAAGAAUAGAGCUUCAAGGUGCACUGGUCAAAACACUUAG